GCCAGCUGCGCUCUGAGUUCUGGGCCAGCUCCCCAGAGGCCUAGGCGCCGCCGCCGCGAGGGCGCGGGGCAGACAAAGGAGGCAGACAAAGGCGGGCGCAGCCCAGCAGCCGUGCGGGCACCGGGCGAGGCAGGCCCACUCCUCCCGGUAGCGGGAAGGAUGACCACGCUCACACGACAAGACCUCAACUUUGGCCAAGUGGUGGCCGAUGUGCUCUGCGAGUUCCUGGAGGUGGCUGUGCAUCUCAUCCUCUACGUGCGCGAGGUCUACCCCGUGGGCAUCUUCCAGAAACGCAAGAAGUACAACGUGCCGGUCCAGAUGUCCUGCCACCCGGAGCUGAAUCAGUAUAUCCAGGACACGCUGCACUGCGUCAAGCCACUCCUGGAGAAGAAUGAUGUGGAGAAAGUGGUGGUGGUGAUUUUGGAUAAAGAGCACCGCCCAGUGGAGAAAUUCGUCUUUGAGAUCACCCAGCCUCCACUGCUGUCCAUCAGCUCAGACUCGCUGUUGUCUCAUGUGGAGCAGCUGCUCCGGGCCUUCAUCCUGAAGAUCAGCGUGUGCGAUGCCGUCCUGGACCACAACCCCCCAGGCUGUACCUUCACAGUCCUGGUGCACACGAGAGAAGCCGCCACUCGCAACAUGGAGAAGAUCCAGGUCAUCAAGGAUUUCCCCUGGAUCCUGGCGGAUGAGCAGGAUGUCCACAUGCAUGACCCCCGGCUGAUACCACUAAAAACCAUGACGUCGGACAUUUUAAAGAUGCAGCUUUACGUGGAAGAGCGCGCUCAUAAAGGCAGCUGAGGGGGCACCUGCCACCCCACUGAUGCCCAAACUGUCAGACUUUGGGGGAUCCCCGCCUAGGGCAGUGCUGCAUGGCUGCCCUGAUUCCAAGUGCUCUUAUCGCCUCUGUGUGUGGAUCGCCCGCCCCAGCCCGGGGCCGCUCAGGUCUGCUUGGAGGAUGCCUCCCCCAGGAGGGCAGUGAGGGAUGCCGCAACCUCGACUUCUCAGCCUCCUGGGGUUCCGCCGGCCAACACUGUCUGUCUCAAAUACUGUGCUGUGAGUUGUUUCAAUAAAGGGGCCCCAAGGGCUGGGCUGA
Messenger RNA from Homo sapiens (human), 1090 nucleotides. RefSeq names its product mitotic arrest deficient 2 like 2 (gene MAD2L2). Bases 160 to 795 code for a protein of 211 amino acids. Gene Ontology annotation, biological process: regulation of epithelial to mesenchymal transition. The record is from RefSeq and is marked reviewed. Gene Ontology annotation, cellular component: spindle; cytoplasm; chromosome. Lineage: Eukaryota; Metazoa; Chordata; Mammalia; Primates; Hominidae. The transcript has 9 exons.